AUGGCGAUGCCGUCCUCCCCCUCUCCCGCCUGGCCUUGCUGGCUUUGGCCCUGCCUCCGCGGAUCCUGCUGUGUGAGAGGCGGCGUGCUGAAUACCUCGGCCUCCUCCUCAACGGCGCCGCCGCCGCCGCCGCCGCCGCCAAGGAAGUGGGCGCGGGCGAGGAGGUCCGUCUGCGAGGCGGAGAUGUGGCCGCAGUCCGCCUCCGCCUCCGCCUCCUUCCUCCCGAACUCUAAUGCGCUCGCACCGGCAUCCGCGUCCCGAGCGGAGGCGGAGAAGUGGCUGUGUGGCUCCGCCGGGUAA
Messenger RNA from Miscanthus lutarioriparius, 300 nucleotides. The record is from the annotation of a GenBank genome assembly. NCBI's taxonomy places the organism in Eukaryota, Viridiplantae, Streptophyta, Magnoliopsida, Poales, Poaceae.